Messenger RNA from Sorex araneus (European shrew), 4963 nucleotides. It is a transcript of the gene KCNRG, whose product is annotated as potassium channel regulator. Gene Ontology annotation, biological process: negative regulation of delayed rectifier potassium channel activity; protein homooligomerization. The transcript is spliced from 2 exons. The record is from RefSeq and is a predicted model, not a curated record. Gene Ontology annotation, cellular component: endoplasmic reticulum. Bases 2267 to 3085 code for a protein of 272 amino acids. NCBI's taxonomy places the organism in Eukaryota, Metazoa, Chordata, Mammalia, Eulipotyphla, Soricidae. Gene Ontology annotation, molecular function: protein binding.
UGGUUCUCUGUUUUUUGUUAGAAACAGAAUGGUAGUUCAGUUUUUGUCAAGUCCAGUCAGGUUAUUUCCUGUAAAAAUACUCUUCUCAAAAAUAAUGUCCUGUGCAUGUUUAAAUUAAGCAUAAAGAUAAAAGAGAAGUUUAACAACAUAGUCUUGAACAUUCCGCUGUAGUGUUUCUGAAUUAAGCACACUACACCUCCACACCUCCUCCCCCAUCCACGGGUUGCUUAUGCAGUGAUAAAAAUGGGAGGUGAGGGAAUAGAGAGCUCACACGGAGGGCGUGCUUUGCGUAGGUGCAGGCAGGCUCCACACAGUCUCCUGAGCACCAUUUCAGGGAGUGACCUUAAACCGAACAAGGAGCUGCACUGCAAGUAUGGCCCAAUCCCUUCAGCCUCCAAAAGGGAGGUGUCAGGAUAAAGGAUACUUGAUGAUAAUGUCCUGAUGAAGUAGUAUGCUCAUAGGUUGUUCAUUUAAAUGGUAAUACAAAUUGGUUUUUAAAAAAACUUGAAAAAUUUGGGAGUUGAGGGUCAGGCAGUGCUCACGGCCUAUUUCUGUCUCUGUACACAGGGAUCAUUCCUGGCAGUGCUGGGAUCCUGCUGAGGGUUGAUUCCAUGCAGAACAAAGGCCUUCUCCUGUACUAUCUCUCUGGCCUCAUAAAGCAACUUUCUUUUGGGAGCAUGAACAUUCUUUUCAAAAAGAUAAGGAUUGCAUUUGUAAGCUGGCUUGAUUUCCCUGUUCACUAAAAUGCAAAUUUCAUGUAAAAACUGGCAUUUUCUUGUGAUAAGUCUGUUUUUAGCAAGUAGAUGUUUCAACUUGUCUUUUCUCCUUAAGUGUUUAUAAAUUUGCAAACAAAGGAAUUUGGUGUACAGAAGUGUUAAAUUACUGUAAGGAAAGGGAUAGUUUUUUGCUUUUUUCAAAGUAAGAAAGGUAACCUGGUGCCAAAGAGAUAACAGUACAUCAAAUAGGGCUCUUGCCUUGCACAUGUCCAGCCUGGGUUUAAUCCCUGCACCCCACAGGAUUCCCUAAGCUCCGCCAUGAGUGAUUCCUGAGUGCAGAGCUAAGAGUAAGCCCUAAGCACAGUGGGUAUGUCCCUAAAACAAAAAACCAAAAAAUUUAAAGGGUCACCUGACAACUGGGAAAGCCAGCAUUGUGUUACUACAAAUCUGGUAACCCUUCGACCACAUUCAUUUACUCAGAAGUUAAUUUUUUUAGUAGUAAAGACUCACUUGGUAAGAAAAUAAUCUGUCAGCCAUUAUAUAGCACAAAGUUACUAAACACCACGCUAUCCUACUGCCCACAUGAGGAAAGGAUGUCUUAUCUCCCUUAGACAAAAAAUAAUCUACAUUUUUCACCUUGUAUAAACAGAUGAAUGUGGAGGUGACCUUACGUCAGUGCUCUCUAGUUGACCUUACUGCUAUCACAGGACAUUCUUUUGAAAGCCCAGACCCAGACGUCUUUAAGCUUAGUCCUUUAAUUUAGGAUAGCAGUUCAAACAGGAGUGGGGUAAAAAAAAUGGCAACUGAAUUUAAAGUACAGAACAAUCAUGCUAACUAUGAAAAGACCCAAAUUCUGAGGUAGUGGCUAGCUUGUCCCCAACUGACAAUAUAUGGUUUGGUUACUAAACUUUUUUUUUUUUUCUUUUUGGGUCACACCCGGCGAUGCACAGGGGUCACUCCUGGCUCUGCACGCAGGAAUUACCCCUGACACUGCUCAGGGGACCAUAUGGGAUGCUGGGAAUCAAACCCAGGUCGGCGGCCGCGUGCAAGGCAAACGCCCUAACUGCUGUACUAUCACUCCAGCCCAUGGUUAUUAAACUCUUAAAGGGGGCAUCAAAAAUUAUGACAGCAUUUUUUGGGGGAAAAUCUUAUUUUUGCUAUUAGGACUCAAAAGUCUAGGGAGGGGGGAGUGUUUUUCUGCUCCAAGUUUUUUUUUUUUUUAAGUAUAGACUUUUAAGACAACAGGUUUUUAUGGAGAACUUUCUAAUGGAAUAUGGCAAAUGGCUCUAUUUGACACAGAUGUAUUGGCAGUUCUCCUUAUUCCAGUUUUCAUUUGUUGCUUUCUCAUUUUGUAUACUGCAAGUUCCCAAGCAACUGCAAUUUGCUAACACAGCUAUGGAUACACUGUUUGUUUUACAGAAGUUACCUCUCUUUAUUUUCCCCUCCCCUCUCUUUCUUAAUCCUUUAUAACCAACAACAUUUAUAGGUUGACAUACAUUCCUGAGUCUGUAGCUGAUGGCUUAUAGCCUCUGGUUAGCAGCGAGAGAAGAAUGAGUAGUCAGGAACUCGUUACCCUGAACGUGGGAGGUAAGAUAUUCACAACAAGAUUUUCGACCAUCAAGCAAUUUCCUGCCUCUAGGUUGUCACGAAUGUUAGAUGGCAGAGAUGAAGAAUUCAAGAUGGAAGGGGGCCAGAUUUUUGUGGACAGAGAUGGUUUUUUAUUUACCUUCAUCUUAGAUUUUUUGAGAACUCACCAACUUUUAUUACCUCUGGACUUUUCAGACUACCUUAGGCUUCAGAGAGAGGCGCAUUUCUAUGAACUUGAUUCUCUGGUUGGCCUGUUAAAUCAAGAAUACCUGCUGCAGCCAAAACCUGCUCUCUUAGAGGUGCAUUUCCUAAGUCGAAAUACUCAAACUUUUUUCAGAGUAUUUGGUUCCUGCAGUAAAACAAUCGAGAUGCUAACUGGAAGAAUUACAGUAUUUUUAGAGCAACCUUCGGCCCCACUCUGGAGCAGUGACUCCCUCCCUCAGACGACCUUACUUCCACUUCCGCCCCAGAGACCUUCUUAUCAUGACCUGGUUUUCCAGUGUGGCUCGGACAGCACUACUGAGAACCAAACUGGAGUCAGGUAUGUUUCUAUAAAACCUGAUAACCGAAAAUUGGCCAAUGGAACUAAUGUCCUCGGCUUACUGAUUGACACUUUGCUAAUGGAAGGUUUUCAUCUGGUCAGCACUCGGACAGUAUGCUCUGAGGACAAAACUGAAUGCUAUAGCUUUGAAAGGAUACAAAAGCCUGAAGCUCUCACCAUGAACAAAAUGGUGAAACCAGAGACUGCCAUCAUGCCAGGGCAAUCUAACAAGAACAAAUGAAGUCCUUUCUCUUUUGAAAUAAAGGGAAACUGUUAUUUUCUUGCUUAGAAAUUGCAUACUUAGGACAUAUAUGUCAGUCAGAUUCAGCCUGAGUACAUGGCUUUGUUUCCUAUAGUAUUCAGACCUCAAGAGUGCAGAGUUCAGGUUUGCCUGCCUGCCUGCUCUAAACGCCGCGUGAGGUUGAUGCUCUGACCCGUGUUCUACCUGCAGCGCCUCUUUCUUUUUUUCCUGACCACUGAAACAGUUCUCAAGAAUAGUCUCUGGAAUCAGAUAACUUGAUUUUUGCUUCCAAUGUAAUCAUUAGCUAAGUUACUUGGGCAAGUCAUUAAGUCUCUUUGUAUUUCAACUUGUUCAUUUAUCAAAUGAGGAAAAUAUUCUUUUAUAGGGUAUGUGAAGGUUAAAGGAGAUACUGUAAAAAAAAAAGUAUUCACUAUACUGGCAGGUGGUAGGCACUCAGUGCUAACAGUGGUGAUAAAGGAUGGUCCACUUUCAGUUGACCAUUUUUCAUUUCUCACUACAUCAGUCAGCCCUUUCCUCUGCACAGACUUACGUGCUAGCAUAAUUUUUCUCAACACUAUAGUAUGAACACCUAAAAGAGCCAUUCAGCCAGAGAGCACCAAGUACCUCUACAAAUACCAUUAGUUAGGUUUGGGGAGAUAAGUUAAAGGGCUGCACUAGCCCCAGGUUUGAGACCUGGUGGCUCCUGAGCAUUGCUGGGUACAGCCCUGGUGGGCAUGAGAAGUGGUCUUGGUGGUCACUGACCAGCAAUGUCAGAGCAGCACACUAGCCACUGGGUUGAGCACUGAACUGUCAGGUCUGUACAGCUGGAUCAAGUAGCCUCUGUAAAAUCUGAGCUCUGUUUGCGAAGCCAUCCCCAAUGUUACAAUAAAAAAUAAAUGGAAUGGUUGGUCUUUAUUUUAUUUUGGGGGGCCACACCUAAGCCCCAGUGCUCAGGGCUUACUUUUGGCUUUGCGCUUAGAGGUCCUGGUGGUGUUCACCAUAUGUGGUGCUGGGGGUUGAACCCAGGUCAGCCCCUUCCAAGGCAAGUACCUUAUCCACUGAUUUUCACUUAAAAACAUGUUAAAACAUCUGAUAGGCAGCAUAUAUACUGCUUUCACAUUUAAGACCAAAAUCUUUAUUGUCAAAGAGCUUGCAUUCAAGUGAAAAAAUUCAUCCACAUUAUAAUAAGAGAUUAGGAAUAAAUUUAAAGAUUAUCAAUAGGGAAUAACAUUCGUGCAAUAAAAUACAGCCUUUAAAAAAAGAGAUUGCAUUUACAAGUUUAAAAGUAUUGAUAAUAAGAAAAGCUAUAUAUCUUUUAAAUUUAUUCAUGGAAUGUUUAGCAAAGAGGUCACUGUGGACAAGGAAGUGGGUGAGAGGGUUCAGAUAUGGGAGACUUGCUUUUCAACAGAUCCAUUAGAUACAUUAGUCUUUUUACAAAGAUGAAGCAGGGCAGAAAAGACAGUCCAGAAGAUUAGGUGCUUUACUUGUAUGAGUAUACCCUGGUUUCAUCCCAGUAUCACAUAUGGUUCAGAGUAUGAAGCCAGAAAUAGCUCCUGAGCAUGACAGGGUAUGACGCAAACCCCCAUGCCCAAACACACAAAGAAAAUUUAAAAAGCAGCAGCAAUAUCUGAAAGACUGUGUGUAUAUGUGUGCGGAGUAGAGGGGGUGGGGGAGGUGGGAUGAUGGAUGGCAGUUUAAGGGACUGUUAUAGCCAAGUAUGCCUUUUAUCUUAUACUGAUGAAUUCUACUUUACAACCUCUCAGUAAAAGAGUUCCAAAAACUAAUCUAUAUAAUCUUAGUAUAUAUAUAUUUAUAUACUGACAGAAAAAUUUAAAAAUUCCCUAACAAUACCUCAAGAGGUUAUGUAUAAAUGCAUAA